CCGAUAUCCGAUAAUAUCCGACUUACAAAUAUCUGAAAAACCCGAUUUGAAAUAUCAAAGGGUCGGGCUUAGUAUUUAAUAUAUUAAGUUAAAGGUUUAAAUAUGUUUUUAGUCCCUCCAAAUAUAGCACACUUUGAUUUAGGUCUCUGCAAAAUAUUUUCUUUGUUUUUCAUCCUUGAAAUUUAUAUUGGUUUUCGUUUUACUCCAUGACUAGUGAUAACAACCUUCGUUUGACAAUGAAAGAACCCGGCCAAUAGGUAUCCUUUAAUUCUUUGUCAUGCCAUUCAAAAAGUAUUUAAUUUCAUUGUUCAAAAGGUUUUAAUACAUAUUUAAAAAGUGCAAAUAAAUUAGUUUGAAUAUUGUUUUAACUCUCUUAUUAAUCUCAAAAAAUUAUAAACUGAUGAAUUUAAAUGUUUCUAGUAGAUUUAUGCAACUGAUAAUAAAAAAAUCGAAUUAGAAUUGUAUUGGAGUUAGAGAUGGACUAAAACCAAAAUGAUGCAUAUUACAGGGAUGCAAAACAUAAAAAAUAUUUUACAGGGAUCUAAAACAAAGUGUGCCAUAUUUGGAGGGCUAAAACCAUGUUUAAACGUAAGUUAAAUACUACUCCGUAUGCUUGUGUCUACCCGUAAGUCCGCUGCACUUCAUCGCUGCGUCCCUCCUUCUCAAACCGUCUCUUCUCACUCUGGUAAUCGGAGCUCUCGGACAGAAUUAAUGGAUCAAUUAUCAGAUGAUUUGAUUGCUGAUAUACUCUCUCUAUUGGACACCAAGGAAGCCGCUAGAACGAGUGUUUUGGGGAGCAGAUGGAGAUUCUUGUGGGCUCAAUCACCCAAUCUUGAUUUUGAAUUCCUCGAUUGGUAUCAACCUAACAAGAGAAAAGAAUUUGUUGACGGGAUGAACAGGCUAAUUGGUGCUUGUAAGGGAAAAAAACUUGAAAAGCUUACAAUCAACUUCAAUGAUUGUUCUGUACCAGACGUUGAUCAUUGGAUAGAUUUUGGGUGUGAGAGGAAUGUGCAAACUGUGAAAUUGAGGAUUCAGAAUGAAAGGCAUCCCUACAUACUUCCAAAGAUCAUGUAUACUAGUUCAUCUCUAGUAUCAUUAUCUUUGGAAUUUUGUAAUAUACAACCACCUGAGGGAAAAAUUAAAUGGCCUUCUUUGAUAAAACUCCAAAUUUCAGGAGUCCAGAUAUCCCAACUUGUCAUGGACAAUAUACUCUUGGCCUCCCCACGAUUAUCAUCUUUGCAAUUGCAUCAGUGUUGGGGAUUUACCCAUUUGACCAUUAACUCCACAAACCUACAUGAUCUAGUGUUGAGGGACCCAGAGGAUCAAAUAGAUCUUGAGCCAGUCUUGACCAUUUCAGCACCACAUAUAAAAUAUGUGGAUCUGUUGGUGUAUCAUAUGAAAAGAGAAAUUCAGCUACAACCUUGCUCCUCACUAGUGAGCGUAGGAUACAACUUCAUCGGCAUGGAUAAAGUCAUACCAAAAGCUGUAUUCUUUAAUACGGAGACCUUCUUUGAAGAGAUCCAUCACAUUCAAGAGCUGCAUUUACAUGAUGCUUCUAUUCAGGUUGUAUCAAAACUUUUGGAUCACGGUUGGCAGCUUCCAACAGGGAACAUUAGGUGCUUGAGAAUGGAUGUUGCAUGGGAUGUUAAACAAACCCUUCUGAGUUCUCUAGAUUUACCUCUGUGUACUCUAGUCAUUCUAAAUGCUUCUCCAACCAUUGACACUUUGAUCAUAAGUUGUGAUUAUCCGCAAAUGUUGGAGGACAACUGGACCCAACUAGCAAAGGAGAAGUGCAAUGGCGAUUUUAUAAAUUUGAAGUUUAUCAAGUUAAUCAACGUGGUGGGAGAUUCUGUUGGGUGUGUUUCGAAAAACAAAGAAAAUUAAUUAAUAAAAAUUAAUUAAAUAAAAUGAC
Cuscuta epithymum is the source of this 1912-nucleotide messenger RNA. NCBI's taxonomy places the organism in Eukaryota, Viridiplantae, Streptophyta, Magnoliopsida, Solanales, Convolvulaceae. The record is from the annotation of a GenBank genome assembly.